Molecule: messenger RNA, 1040 nt
Organism: Durusdinium trenchii
Lineage: Eukaryota; Dinophyceae; Suessiales; Symbiodiniaceae
Source: the annotation of a GenBank genome assembly
AAAGGUACUUGUGAAGUUGGGGUCCUGUUUUUUAGCCACUGCUUCUGCCAUGUCGAGUGGGUCGGAAGACAACUGGCAGCGCGUGGUGGCUCUGGGCCGGCUUGCUCGGAAUUAUUUGAGGCGAUAUCGGGAUGUGGCGCCGGUUGCAGGACUACUAUAUGCUUUGUGGCAACGCCGGAAGUGGCAGCACCAAGCUGAAUUAGCUGCAGCUGCUGUGCGGGAGGGCCGGUUCAUGGAGCAAUGCACCUUCCUUCUUGUGAACCUUGAUGGUUUAAAGAAGGGCGCCGAUUUCUCCAGCACGAUCUCCGUGCAGACGCUCUUCACCCGCACGUUGCGGUCUUUGAUGUUCGACAAUGAGAAAAUGGUGGAACUGGUGAGCCAGGCCGCCGAAAAGGCAUCGCCCAGUGCGCCACUGCUAGAACUGGGUGGGGAUGGCUGGUUGGUGAUGGCCAACAUCAAUGCGCAUCUCAUGGAGGCUUGCUGCACCUAUGGGCACGUGGCCGCCGCUUGUGGGAACAGUGUGAACGUGGUGCAAUUCCUCUACGGUUUGGUCAACGACCGAACGACCACCAAUCGGCAACAGCUUCGGGUCUAUGUGAUUCGAGAAAAGGACAUGCAGAACCUUCCCGAGCGUUUAGAGCUGGACCUCCGUCGCAGCUCCUUUAAGAGUGCGUUUUCAGUCUUGCAGAGCAUGGCCGCCUCCUAUACCGCUCCACCACCGGGUUUUCGCCUGCGGAAUGCGUUGAGCAUGACCACGGGUUUGCCCAGUGCCAUGGGACGCACCUGGAUGACCUUCCCUGCAGCGCUGCAGAUCCAAUCCGCCCUGUGAAGCGCCGCGCGCCGGGCCUGGGGCCUGGCACUAGGCUCCAAAGGCCAGAGGGCGUCGUUUUCGAGGUCGCCACUCCCAUGAAAACCGGAGAGCUCCAGGUGGGUGGUAGCUGCUACACCCAUUUGGUGUCAGCUUUGAUUCUCCCACACAUUCACCGUGGCGUGAGGGCCAUCGGUGGUGAGCGUGAGUGAGCGUGCUCAUGCCUGGCCAA